AUGCCUCGGGUCAGACCUUUCUAUGCUGUGAAGUGCAACCCCAACCCGACCAUUAUCAGGAUGCUGAGUGGUCUUGGUACAGGGUUUGAUUGUGCCAGUAAGAAUGAGAUACAGCUGGUCUUGUCCCUUGGAGGGACACCUGAUAACAUCAUCUACGCACAUCCAAUAAAGCCACAGUCCCACAUCAAAUAUGCCAAAACUUGUGGAGUUGAGAAGAUGACAUUUGACAGUGAGGAGGAACUCUUAAAAAUUUCUCAAAUUUAUGCCACAGCAAAAUUGGUGCUACGAAUUGCUGUUGAUGACUCCAAAUCGCUGUUGAGACUCAGCUCAAAGUUUGGGGCCAAAAUGUCAAUAGUUGGCAAACUGCUGGAGCGCGCUCGAGAGCUGGGCUUAGAAGUCAUUGGGGUCAGUUUCCAUGCAGGCUGCGUAUGCACUGAUAGUGUGACUUUCAAGAAAGCCAUAGCAGAUGCACAAUGUGUCUUUGACAUGGCAAAUUCAAUGGGCUUCCAGAUGAGUCUCUUGGACAUCGGUGGAGGUUUUACUGGAAGGGAUGACACUGAAGUAAAUUUUGAACAGGUUUCAGAAGUUGUGAAUGCAGCACUGGAUGAAUAUUUCCCAUCUGACAGCGGAGUGCAGAUUAUUGCUGAACCAGGACGGUACUACAUGGACACAACCUUCACGUUGGCGGUGACCAUCACUGGAAGAAAAGUUGUCACAGAUGAAGGUGCUGAACACACCAAGAGUGAAGACGGCAAACCUGAACAACAGAUGAUGUACUUCAUUAGUGAUGGCAUUCAUGGGACUGGGAGCUGCCUUAUUGUUGAUCUUGCACAUGUCCAUCCCAGCCUUGUGCAGGCUGUGCAGCACAAUGAGCAGAUCUACAAGUCUGUUAUCUGGGGUCCGACGUGCAACAGCAAUGACAAAUUAACCGACAACUGCUGGCUUCCUGAGUUACAGGUGGGCGACUGGCUUCUGGUCGACAACAUGGGUGCUUACACAAUUUGUCUUGCCACUGAAUUCAACGGGUUUGAAAAGGCAGAUGUUUGCACUGUUGUGACCGCCAAGACAUGGCAAACCCUGAAGGUCACAGCUGCAUCCUGA
Thalassophryne amazonica is the source of this 1101-nucleotide messenger RNA. Its product is annotated as ornithine decarboxylase 1-like. The record is from RefSeq and is a predicted model, not a curated record. Gene Ontology annotation, molecular function: ornithine decarboxylase activity. NCBI's taxonomy places the organism in Eukaryota, Metazoa, Chordata, Actinopteri, Batrachoidiformes, Batrachoididae. The transcript is spliced from 8 exons. The coding region runs from base 1 to 1101 and encodes 366 amino acids. Gene Ontology annotation, cellular component: cytoplasm.